AUGACCGAAUUCCGUUGUACUGCAGCCGUUUGGCUUUACUACAAGGUUCAGGUUGACGCAAUCCACGAGACAUCCUCCGUCGCUUCGAGUGAAAAUGGGCUGAGCUUUCCUCUAUCAUCAGAGCUGGAACUCAUUAUUGUACAUCCACUCAUCAGUACUCGCAGGCCAACCAGUAAGCCCUCUGGCUCCAUGAAUUUGGCCGCUCUGGCGGCAGCAGGGGGGCUGGUACCUGGAGGCAAUGGCAGUUUAUCCUGCUCGACUAAUGGGGCCAGUGGUGGAUCUUCUGGCUCCUGUGGGGCUGGAGGCGUUCAUUUAGUCAACCACCUUAGUCAGGCAUCUGGAGGAAUCGGAAUCGGUUCUGGUGGUACCGGUUCUACUAAUUCAUUUGUUUCUUCUAACAGCACUGGAGCUGCUUCUAUGUCACUUCUUUCGACAACCACUGGAAUGGCUUCUGGGACUGGCCUUUCAGGACCCCGGAAACCCGGUGGUCGGAAUAGGGAUAGGGCUAAAUCUCGCAAGUGA
Protopolystoma xenopodis is the source of this 522-nucleotide messenger RNA. The record is from the annotation of a GenBank genome assembly. Lineage: Eukaryota; Metazoa; Platyhelminthes; Monogenea; Polystomatidea; Polystomatidae.